GUACUUUAUCUAUAAAUCUGCAUAUUCCCGAUUGUCUUAUCAUCAUAUAGCAUUUAUUUGGACACUACAUGUGGUGCUCAUCAUCCCCUAUCCAACUGUAUCCACUGCCUAAAACAAAACAAAAAAAAAUUUCAAAACCAAAAACAACACCACAAUCAUCAGCUUCUCAGAAAUUGAUCGAAAUGGGAAUAGUUGAAGAAGCUCAGAACGUGAAGAUCUUGGGUUCAGGCAAUCAGACCAUCGUCCUAGCCCAUGGCUUCGGCACCGAUCAGUCAGUUUGGAAGCACCUCGUCCCUCACCUCCUCGACGAUCACCGAAUCAUCCUCUUCGACACCAUGGGCGCUGGUACUACCAACCCCGAUUAUUUCGAUUUCGAUCGAUACUCUACUCUCGAAGGCUAUGCCUACGAUGUUCUCGCCAUCUUAGAAGAGCUUCAAGUCCAAUCCUGCAUCUAUGUCGGCCACUCUGUCUCCGCCGUCAUCGGCGCCAUCGCCUCCGUCAACCGCCCUGAUCUCUUCACAAAACUCAUCAUGAUCUCCGGUUCUCCAAGGUAUUUGAACGAAGUGGAUUACUAUGGGGGAUUUGAGCAAGAAGAUCUAAAUCAGCUAUUCGAGGCGAUGGCAUCGAAUUACAAGGCGUGGUGUUCUGGAUUCGCGCCAUUGGCGGUGGGAGGAGAUAUGGAGUCUGUGGCAGUGCAAGAAUUUAGUCGGACUUUAUUCAAUAUGAGGCCAGACAUAGCACUGAGCGUGGCUCAAACCAUAUUCCAAAGUGACUAUAGAUAUAUGCUGGGACAUGUGACCGUGCCGUGUCACAUAAUACAAAGCAUGAAGGACUUGGCAGUGCCAGUGGUGGUGUCGGAGUACCUCCACCAGCACCUUGGCGGUCAGUCCAUCGUUGAGGUCAUGUCGACCGAGGGUCAUUUGCCGCAACUUAGCUCGCCGGAUGUCGUCAUCCCAGUGAUUCUCCGUCACAUCCGCCAUAAUAUUGCAACGUAAUUUUGUUCUGUAUGUAUCUAAUGGAACAGAAUUCUCUGCAAUGGUGUUACAGUGUUAAUGUUUAAUUGUGAACACUAGUCUAUGUGAAUGUUUAAAAGUAAACAAAAUUAUGUUGUUAGGUGUGAUUUAAUGUUAUUUUACUUCAAUUGUAAGGUUGAAUUGUGUACUUUAUUGAUGGCAGUUGAUGUGAUUAAUAAAUAAAUAAAUAAAAGUAGUAUUAUCGUUGCAAGAA
This is a messenger RNA of Camellia sinensis, 1227 nucleotides long. The record is from RefSeq and is a predicted model, not a curated record. NCBI's taxonomy places the organism in Eukaryota, Viridiplantae, Streptophyta, Magnoliopsida, Ericales, Theaceae.